CUAAGAGCUACUGGUGCAGGGAGAGUGAACAGGAUGCUCCUAGGCUCAUACACAGACCCAGCAGGUGGGAGAGUAAGCAUGCACGUGUGAGAAGUAAGGAAGGAAGGAGUGGGAGAGCCAGAGAAAGAGAGAGAGAAAGAGAAGGACAGAGAGAGAAAGCGAGAGAGAGAGAGAGAGCGAGAGAGAAGGGACAGGAAGAGAAGCACAGCGAGAAGCCACCCUCCUCCCACAAAAAAAAAAAACAGAACUCAGAACUACAGGAAGGAUGGGAAACAGCAAGAGUGGCGCCCUGUCCAAGGAAAUCCUGGAGGACCUGAAACUGAACACCAAGUACAGCGAGUCCGAGCUCGUCACUUGGUACCAGACCUUCCUCAAGGAGUGCCCCAGCGGGCGUAUCACCAAGGAGCAGUUUGAGGGCAUUUACGCCAGCUUCUUCCCGGACGCCGACUCCACCGACUACGCGCGGCACGUCUUCCGCAGCUUCGACACCAAUGCCGAUGGCACACUGGACUUUAAGGAGUACAUUGUGGCCCUGCACCUCACCUCGUCCGGAAAGACCACACGGAAGCUGGAGUGGGCCUUCUCGCUGUAUGAUGUCGACGGCAACGGCACCAUUAGUAAAAACGAGAUCCAGGAUAUUGUCACGGCAAUAUUCAACAUGACUCCCUCUGAGGACCAAAAACAUCUUCCAGACGACGAAAGCACGCCCGAAAAACGAACAAACAAAAUCUGGAACUAUUUCGGAAAGGAUGAAAGUGAUAAAAUUAAAGAGGGGGAGUUCAUACAGGGCGUGAUGGACAACGUCGACAUCCUCCGGUUGAUGCAGUACGAUGAGCCGCAGAAGAUCAGAGACAAACUGAAGGAAAAGAAAUAGUCAAAUGUUUAAUGGAUGCCAUGGAUCACUCUAGUCCAUCUCUACUGUGAAGACUGUUCAAAGCCUCAUUGUUUACACACAGAAAACACAUACAUACACAUAUACACACCCUGUCUCUCUUCACUGAUCAGGGACCUGGAUAUGUGCAAGGCUGAACACAAUAAUCGUGUCCGUGUUAAUUAUUUUUUUUCAACGUAGCACAAAGUUCCAGUCUAGUCGCGGUUCGACCAUGGCACGAAAGGACAGCCGGCAAACCCAGGGCAGAGGUCCUAACCAAUCAAUGGAGUUCAGUUCAAACUAGAUUUCAGUUGACUGAGCGCUUACCGAGACCUCAGACCACUACUGUGAUUGCUACCUGUAACAACAAUACAAGACAAAUCCUCAAUAGAGCCGGUGUUCUGCUGUGGUUAUCAAUUACCCUUAUUCUUAUGAAUUCUCUUAGAAUCUAUGUCAUUUUAGAUCAUUAUGGGCAAUGGUUUCGUGUAAUUGUACUGAAUAGAUAGCUUAUUAUGUUGUUGUUUUGUGGGUGUGUGUGUGUGUGAGAGAUUUGCUCCUGUAACCGAUUGUUUUGUUAUGUUAUGAAGUGAGCUUUGUAGGUCUAUUUCCAUAGAGAUUUGCUGUCAGCAGGCUAACCUAGAACAACCCUCUUUAAUCCAGCAUAUUUAAGAUCCCGUUGGGUUCUGAGAUGACGGUAUUGACUGGUUACGUACAUGCAAAUCUCUGCACCUCUGCCUCAGUCAUUCGACAUUACUUGCCUUUUAGACAUUACCAAUGGAAGGCUUGUGUGUUUUGCUUUGGUGACAUAAACCGUUGGCAAAAAACUACACUUCAGGUGAAAGGAUGGAAAUCUCGUCACGUUUCAUACACUAAGUAAUUCCAUUCACAGUCUACAGUGCUGUAGUUUUGGUCCCCAAAGAACCUCUGGUCACAUGUUAAGUGAAGAUGUGUUAACUUUUUAUCAGUUUUUUUGGAUCUACAAAUUUUGCUUUUAAUAAACAAAAUGUAAUUUAA
Messenger RNA from Clupea harengus (Atlantic herring), 1885 nucleotides. It is a transcript of the gene rcvrna, whose product is annotated as recoverin a. The record is from RefSeq and is a predicted model, not a curated record. NCBI's taxonomy places the organism in Eukaryota, Metazoa, Chordata, Actinopteri, Clupeiformes, Clupeidae. Gene Ontology annotation, molecular function: calcium ion binding.